CGCCAUUCUUCCAUAAUCCCAACGUUUCUGUGGGAAGCCAGCCAGCAGCAAGAGCAGCACAGCACAACACGAUGGCUGGGCUGUAUGGUGGGUAUGGCGGUGCCACUGGCUCUCGGAUGUGGUCUGCGCUGGAGCUGGCGCGAAGGGACCAUCGCAUGGAGUACGCUGUUGACGGCACGCACCAGUAUUUGGCACCAGAGGCGGAGGCCAAACUGUUGGAAGCUCAAACACGUGCACAAAAGCUGGAGGAGGAGGCAAGGUUACACGCCUUCAGAAAAGCCGUGCUGGACCGUGUCCGAGAGCGGGAGGAACAGAAGCGGCAGAAGCUCCUGGCAUUGUCACAGAGGGCCGCACGGCAACAAGCAGAGGUGCUGCGCGUCAACAGCGACUACCAUGACUAUGUGGAACGAAACGCAAAGGCGAUCCACCCCGUGUCCGGCGCUGAGAUGACAGCACAGCAGCGACACCCAACUCGUCACCGAGCUGCAGAGCACCUGAAGCGGCGGUCUGUGUCUGAGGUUGCCGCUGCCAACACCGCGCGGUCUCUCCCUUGCGACACGGCGCAGCGCAACCCCCAUCGACGAACUCCUGCCAGGUUGCGCGGCAUGUGGAACAACGAGGAGCGCCUUGUACAUUGCCUGCAGGCCAUUGAGGCAGAAGAGCACGUGCUGCAACAACAACAGCAGCGUCAGCAGCACCUGAACGACAGCGGAUUUGGCGAUGAAGGCGAUGUUGAUGACGAAGAUGAUGAAGUGACAAAGGGAUCCUUGCAGGGCGAGCAGCCGUGGACGGACUGGCGUGACGACAUGGUGCACCCGUUUUGGGAUACUGGCGCCGUUCGUCAGGAGCUGGAGCGCCAGAAGAGGGCGCAGUUUGGCCUGUACAGGCGUGUGUACAUGGACCGGGAGCGGGCGCAGGUACGCGCGCACCGCCAGCAGACGCAGCACGCGGCAGAGAUUGAGGAGAUGAAGAAGUGGCGCGAACUGCACCGGCGCAUGCACGAGAACUGA
Molecule: messenger RNA, 1010 nt
Organism: Salpingoeca rosetta
Lineage: Eukaryota; Choanoflagellata; Craspedida; Salpingoecidae
Exons: 10
Coding region: 72-1010 (312 amino acids)
Source: RefSeq, a predicted model, not a curated record